GUGUUAAAAAGCCAAAGCAGACCACCUGUUUUAAACAGUCACCAGCUGACAGGGGUGGAAGAGUGAAGCAGCAGUUUGAUCCAAGUGCACAAAGAUAGAUUUCAAACCACAAACAGAGCAAUGUCAGACAGAAAGCCUUCAACAGAAGAAGAAACAAAAUAUGCCACUUCCUCUGACGAAAUUACGAAGAAAGAUCCAGAGGUGGAGGACAAGUGUUUGAGAGAUGAGUUUGUGUCUCUACAGGAGCUGGAAGAUGUUCUGCACUCAGGUCCUCACUCAUGUCACCAUGGAGAUGAAGUUUGGCCCCAAUUGUAUUUAGGAGACAUGUGAGUAUCUCAGUGAAGCAUUUCAGAAAGAUGCUUUUAAAUUCUAAUGUUUUUUUUUGUUUGUUUUUGUCCCGAUGUCAGGGUCAUGUCUCAUGACAAGUUCUUGCUAUGGCAGCUGGGCAUCACUCAUGUGCUAAAUGCCUCACACGGCAAACUCUGCUGCAGAGGCAGCGACGAUUUCUAUGGCACCACAGUGAAAUAUUACGGAGUUCCAGCUAACGAUCUGCCAACUUUUGACCUCUCACCAUUUUUCUAUCCCGCUGCAGAGUUCAUUCACCAAGCUUUAACAUCAGGAGGUACACUCUAUCUUUUAUAAACUUUAUAGAAGGAGUGGGACUUUUUUCAAACUUUGGUAACUUUGCUUCUUUUGGGAUUUUCAGGGAAAGUUUUUGUGCACUGUGCAGUGGGUGUGAGUCGCUCAGCAGCUUUGGUCCUAGCUUACCUAAUGAUUCAUCAUCAGCUCAGCCUUUUGUCCUCCAUACGCUGUGUGCAACAGAAGCGUUGGAUUUUUCCCAAUAGAGGAUUCCUACGCCAGCUUCUUGACCUGGACCAAAAACUACUGGAGGAAAGGCUCAUCAAUAAUUAGACAAUGAACGCUAUUCACAAUAAGUUAGGGAUAUUGUGAAAAAGUCAGUGGAUGUCGUACACACCUUGGUUGUUUCACUUUUCUGGUUUUUGGAAUAGGGAUUAAAUUGCAUUGGGGUGAUAGAAAUCAAUUUCAACAUUCUGCAGGUAUAAAAAGCUGAUUUUGUCAGGAAAAUUCCAAAUUCAUCAUUCAAACAGCCAUAAUGUUGCCUAAAAGACGAGCAGCACUAUCUGGCCAUAGCGCGCCCUCAGGUUGAUGCAGGUGAACUUGUGGUGUGUCUCAUAGUGUCAUCAGCAGACUUGCAUCAAGACAGAAUUACUGGCAGACUUUGGGACAGACCCAGGAGUGAACCCCCACCGGUGACACACGCAACCAUGACCAGUACCUAAGGACCGCCGCUUUGACUUGAAUAUCAGACGACCAUUGCAGGUGACUCCACUGACACCAAGACAUUGCCAUGACCAUUUGCAGUGAGAACAAGACCACGUGAUCAGGACAAUGCAGCAAAGGCUUUCUGUUGUGUUCACUGGUGAGAGUUGGUUCACCUUGCAUAGAAAUUCUGGAUGUUUUGAGAAGGCAAGAUGAAGUAAUAUGCAGAGGUCAACAUGGGUUGGUGGAGGAGUUGAAACAGUCUCAGAAAGCCUCACCAGUAAGCGCCAAACCAUUUGGUUAUUGUAGAUUGUCCAGCAUGUUUUUACUUCAGAGAUAUCAUCGCAUCAUCCCCCAAUUCCAUCAGCACAUCCUCAACUUUCUAUUCAUGGAUGAUGAUGAUCCACCACAUGGUACCAGAAAUGUGGGAGUGCCUCAUGUGGUUUGACCAGCAAUGACCUCUGACCUGAACUCCAAAGCGGAUGUCUGGAACCAGCUGAAGCAGAGACUGGAUGAUUGGAUCCCACCCCCAAAUAACGUAUAAGAUGCACCUGUGGAAGAGUGGAACACCUCAGAACAACAUCAUGAGGCUGGCGAGAAGCAUGAGACGUCACUAUCAAGCUGUCAUUGCAGCAAAUGGUGGAAGAUCUCAAGAAAUGACAUUGUCAAUUUUUUUUGUUUGGGGCUAUCUUAGUUAUUAUCUUAACUUUUGAGGUAAUAAAUAUCAAACAAAUGAAAAUUGUGUUUUUUCCCUUUCAUUAAUGUAAUAUCAAAAGGAACUUCCAGGUUAAAAUUCAGAUAAAAAAAGAAAAGCACUCGGGCAACAAAUAGCAUCCCUAACUUAUUGUGAGUAUUUGUGUUUGGAUAACAUAAGAGUAGAGGCGAACAAUUGAUUGUCUCACACUGACCAGAGUCCAUCAUCAGAGAAUCAAUCCAUCAGUCAAAUUACAUAACUAUGAUUCCCGCCAAACAGGAACACAGAGGGGUAAUUUUAGCCCAGAAGCACCUGCUCCUGCCUCUCUCUGUAGACUGUGGCAUUUGUGUUGCUGAGCUGCAGUGGGUUCAGACAGUGGCAGAAACCUGGAAGUCUGCUGAAGGUUACACUGUGUGCAGGCAGAAUGUCAGGGAGCAAACCGCGACAGGACCUGGUGCUCAUUAAAGAGCUGGAGCUCAUUUUGGAUUCCUGCAAGCUGGAGCUCACAGCAGUGGAUGAAAUCUGGCCCAACUUGUUCUUAGGAAACGUGGCUGCUGCACAAAACAAAAAGAAGCUUCAUAAUCUCAGCAUCACUCAUGUGCUGAACGCAGCACACUCCAAACAGGGCAGCAUCGGUGACGAAAGCUUUUAUGGAAACACGUGUGUUUACUUUGGUAUCCCAGCAGAGGAUUCGGAGCACUAUGACCUGAGUCAGUAUUUCAAAGUUGCUGCUGACUUCAUACAAAAAGGCCUGCAGAGUAAAGAAGGAAGAGUGCUGGUGCACUGCAUCAUGGGAGUGAGUCGAUCGGCCACACUCGUCCUGGCGUACCUUAUGUUAAAAGAGCGUCUCACGCUGAGAGAUGCUCUUAGGCAUGUGGUCCAGAAACGAGCAAUUUAUCCCAACCGGAACUUCCUGUCCCUUCUGCUCAAGCUGGAUGAACAGCUGGACAGAAAAAGGAGGCUGUGCCCACUUCUUUGACAUAAUCCUGCAAAAUUAUGUAAAUAUUGUCAAUUAAAUACAUUUCCAUGUAGUGAAUAAUUAAUUAAAAUAUAAUUAUAUGGUAGAAAAUUUAAAUGCAAUUUUAUUAAUUGAUUAAUCUGCUGUUAAUUCAUUUGUGAAGAUCCAUAAACACAUGUUUUUGUAUUUGUGUUAUUUAGCUUUAACAUAUAACUUAAUUAAAAAAACUGUUUAAACUUGUGUCUAACAAAGUUUUUUUGUUAUUUUUUUUGUAUUUUAACAAAAGUGUUUUCCA
Molecule: messenger RNA, 3228 nt
Organism: Oryzias melastigma (Indian medaka)
Lineage: Eukaryota; Metazoa; Chordata; Actinopteri; Beloniformes; Adrianichthyidae
Product: dual specificity protein phosphatase family protein
Exons: 3
Coding region: 2400-2954 (184 amino acids)
Biological process (GO): negative regulation of MAPK cascade; protein dephosphorylation
Cellular component (GO): cytoplasm
Molecular function (GO): protein tyrosine/serine/threonine phosphatase activity; MAP kinase phosphatase activity
Source: RefSeq, a predicted model, not a curated record